AUGUCUAGGAGAUCUCUUCUAAGAGGCCUGGUGCUCAUUGAGCACAGACUUCCUCAACGAACAACACGUCCGCUCAUUGUUCGACCAUCAACCUCCACUUCCAUACCACGAACAUGCCGUCUUCUAUCAACAACAUCCACCCGUCAAAGCGCCGAGAUUCGCAGCAUCGCAGAAUUGCCUGAUAGAUCGAACCCACGAUAUCUCCAAAGUACAAAGCCCGGAUCAUCUCUUCUAUCCUUAAACUGGACCAAGCCUCCAAGCAACCUUCUCAUCAUCCACAAGCUGUACUCAGAAGCAGUUGUCGACGCGGUUGUCAAGUUUUCCAACCACCUUCGCAAUGAGUACCCAGAAGUCAAUAUUGUCUUCGAACCGCGCAUCGCCGACUCCCUAAAGGAUCGCCUCGACUUUCCCAUCUUCACUUCAGACUCCCAAUCGAACAUGGCUGAUAAAAUUGACGUCAUUGCAACGUUUGGAGGAGACGGCACAGUUCUUCGAGCCGCCAGUCUGUACAAACUCCAUGGUUCUGUUCCUCCAAUUCUAUCAUUCAAUAUGGGAACAUUAGGAUUCCUAGGCGAGUGGGACUUCAGGGAAUACAAACGGGCUUGGAGAGAGACAUUCAUGAGUGGUAGUGAUGUUGCUAUGCGCGAGGCCAACUUCCCUAGGGGCGAUUGGGAUAAGACAACCCCAGUGGCCUAUGCAGCAUGGGAUAGGCACAAGGGGAAGAGCAUGGGAGCUCAUCGAGCUUCCAAGGUGCUGCUGCGCCAUCGCAUCAAGGCUGAUGUGUAUGAUCCCUCGGGAAACAACAUCAAUCAUUGGCUGUCAGAUACUUUAUCAAGCGAGACGAAGUUGGGGGCAAAGGCAUUGGCUAUUCCCGAAGAGCCUUCCCCAUCGUUGCGAGCUAUCAACGAAAUAUCGGUGCAUCGAGGGUCUCAUCCUCAUUUGGCCAUCAUCGAUAUCUACCAGAACGGGCAUUUUCUUACCGAAACAACAGCUGACGGCAUCCUGAUCAGUACACCGACAGGUUCAACGGCUUACAGUUUGAGUGCAGGUGGUCCCAUAGUCCACCCGCUUGUCAAGUCCCUUCUUAUCACACCCAUCAGUCCUUGCAGUCUUAGCUUUCGGUCCCUCGUGCUUCCACUGGACACCAAGGUCACUUUGCGGAUGAGCCGGAAGAAUCGUGGCCGUGAGCUUGACCUCAGCAUCGAUGGCAAACGAUGUGCUGGCGUUUCCCCAGGGACUGAAAUCCGAGUAGAAGGCGAAUUUGUUGGACGCGCUGGCCCCGGUGAGGAGUGGCACGGCGGUGUGCCAUGCAUGAUCAGGACUGAAGAUGACGACCCUUGGGUCGGUGGUUUGACUGGCCUCCUCAAGUUUAACAGCACUUUUGGACGAGAACCUCCUGGGGAUGAGUUCUCCGACUAA
Molecule: messenger RNA, 1419 nt
Organism: Fusarium coffeatum
Lineage: Eukaryota; Fungi; Ascomycota; Sordariomycetes; Hypocreales; Nectriaceae
Exons: 1
Coding region: 1-1419 (472 amino acids)
Biological process (GO): NADP+ biosynthetic process; NAD+ metabolic process
Molecular function (GO): NAD+ kinase activity
Source: RefSeq, a predicted model, not a curated record